Papilio polytes (common Mormon) is the source of this 3304-nucleotide messenger RNA. RefSeq lists its product as uncharacterized. Lineage: Eukaryota; Metazoa; Arthropoda; Insecta; Lepidoptera; Papilionidae. The coding region runs from base 212 to 2719 and encodes 835 amino acids. The record is from RefSeq and is a predicted model, not a curated record. The transcript has 13 exons.
AACUGUUGCCCUUUAUUUUACAAGUCUCUGUUAGGUACACGUUGGGCGCGACCGAAUUUACUGUGCUUUGCUCAAUAAUUACUAUUGUAUACUAUUUAGUAAUAAUCUUUUAGAGUGGACAUGCCCUUGUUGGGCAGAGUAGUGAAGUGUUAAGUGUAAAAAGUGAAAGCGGAUUCAUAUUGAUAAGAUCGCCGAAAAACAAGAUAUAACAAUGUUCUGGUUUACGGCGAUUCUAAUCGCAAUACCAUGCGCCCGAGCCCAGCUAACAGCUCAAUCAAGCUUAGCACCAGAUCUGAGGGAAUGCUACACGACGCCACAGCUAGUGGACAGAAACAACCUGCCGCCAGCCACCAUGCCCGUACUCAUCGAUAUCAUUCGUAAGAUAGAAGACAACCCUAACGUCAACGUCGACUUGAGACAACUCGCUGUUCUCCUACUUCAUACGUACAGACAAGAUGGUAUCGAAUUCCAUCAGCCCGAGGUAAUGUUAGGCGCGGGCUCAACAAUUCUUCCUUUCGCACCUACCUUCCAUUCAUUUUACAGACAUAGAUUAUUACUGACUAGGAUUAUUCCUGGAAACUUGCAAACUCUUAGCAAUACUACAGUUAACUCCGAAUUAAAGUGCGCUCUACAUCAUAUGCUCUCUACAACUGUAGACGCCCGUCUGCGAGGCAAUGAAAACAGCUGCAACCAAUUGUCUCAAUACCGCGCUCUGCGGACAGCGAGGGCCGUUACCCUCGUCGAAGAUGACGUUGAAAUUAUUGAUUUAGCUACAUUGAAAGCAGCAAACAAAAACGGUCACAUGAGACAUCACAAUCCGAAGGACGACGUUGAAUACACAGGCUUUGGUGAUGCGAAGUCCGAGCGUCAAGUGUUAGGGCAAAGUACCUGUCCGAUACUCGGCGGAGUGGUGAACACACGCUGGGGAGCCGUCUCCGCAGGACAUCUUAUAGCUGGCAUAGCUGCCGGUGCUGAACUGCAGCAAGUACCAGUCCUCGAACUAGCUAAGAGCAGUUUCCUCAACUACAAUAAUGUGCAACAGACUGUCACCUCUAUCUACCCUGCUACGCUGUCAGGUGAUUUAGCCGAAGCUGUGUUGAUUCAAGGAACAGAAAGAGGCAAUCCGUCAAUAUCUAUCGGCACAGCAGGAAACUGGAACAGUUCACAAGCGACCAGAUUUUACAUGUUGCAUAGCCGUAUCAAUGUUGAGAUGACUGACCCGGAGAUACGGGGCGAUAUCGACGGAUUCGUCCUCGGCACGAUUCUUUCGUCGAUACUUAGCGCUUCAAACACUCUGAAAUUGUCACAGCUUUUGGAUAUGUAUUAUACUCCGAGGAACGGAGUUUACAAUUCCAAUCUUCGUGCAUGCAACCGUCAGGCACUGAGUCAGCAGUACGUUACGUCAACUAACUUGGCGUCAGAGACCUACACGUUUGCCGCGGCUCUGGACACAAACAUACCUCUCAGAGGAACAAUCACCGGCGGUUUGGAGGACCUCGUUAAUAGCGCUGUCACUAAUUUCCAGACCUACGCUUCAAACAACUUAAAUGACCUGAACUGCGUCACAACGGAAGCGACCUCAGUAGACUAUCGCCUCAAAACCAACUUGUACAUAGUACUGGACGCCAUGUGGCAGUUUCAGGCCGUGUAUCCCGCAAUAUCUUACCUCCUCGACAACAUCGAAGUCAGCAAAUACGGCUCCAGUGUAACACUACUGAGCGCUUUCGACGGCAGCGUCAUCGUCAACAAAACCUUCUCAAUAUCUGAUUUCCAUACUAACUACACUUUAGGAAGGCAUCAGACUUUGCUCUCAGGAGUGAAUAUGGAAACAUCUUUGACAAACAUACGCAUAAUGAUGCACAAUGAAUUAGAAAAUGAAAGAACCAUGAACUACGUAGGUGGAAACUCAUCAGUUCUACUGUUCCUACUCAGCAGUGGUAACAUACAAAUCACACAAAAUGCCUUGGAGCAAGCUAGAAUUCUAAACGAAACCGUUCCAGAUCUAAGGAUUCUUUUUGCAACUGCGACGAAUCAAUUCGAUAAUUUGUGGAGUAUGGUACGAGACGUACACAAUGACAUUAAAACUGUUUCUUUAAAUACUGAAGGAACUAAUGUAGAAAUCACCAUGAACCCAGUUCUCGACAGGAUUGCUGAAGUUGGACGAAGGAUUAUCAACCCAACUUGCGGCUCCACAUACCCAUCAGACUCGACUUCGGGUACCAGACAAUUCGAAGAUUUCGUGGAACCUGGAUACGUCAACUUUUAUGCCAUAAGUCCGAAUUAUUUCUAUCAAAAUAAUAAUAACAGAAGAGUUCGUAUUUCACGCAGCGGCGCCGGAACUGGAAGUUUGAUUGUUUGCUUUUCGCGGGCCACGGCACAACCUAGACAAAAUGCUACUUUAUCCGGUCUCGACGAGGGUGCAGUAACCUGUCAAACUUUAGCCACAACAGGAAAUGUAGAAAUAGGUCUUCAGAACCCUUGCGAAGGAUACUGGACCAUUAAUUCUUGUCCAUUCUAUUACAUUUCCGUUCAAUCGUCAGUCGCGGCUUCAACAUCGCUCAGUGCUGUCUGUACAGAAAACGCCUGCAGAUUUCCUUACAACGUUAGAUACCAGGUGCAAAUUGAGGAGUUCGGCUGCUUCAGCAGUGCAGGCUCUCUAGGAGUUAGCGUUGCGUUAUUGCUGUCAGCAAUAUUGUACAAUUUAUUUAAUUCCCACUAGUUUAUUUAUGAAUAUAACCAAUUAGAACAGUUGUUACGCUUUGUAACACGAAUAAAUCUUAGUCAACGUUUAAUGUGACAAUACGCAUUUAAUUUUUUUAUAUAAAUUUAGUCGUAUACGAUAAUUCUAUACCACCUAAAAUAUUUUUUAAACCCAAUGCUAUUGGAAUACUUACUUGCUAACUUUGUUUUCACUGAUUUCCAUGGCCACAGCCUAAGUUUUUAUAUAUGUUUUCGUUCAACAUUUGGUACGAUAUAGGAAACGCACAAGAAAACUAUAUAUUAUAUUUAAAAAAACACGUCUCUUUGAUUCACUAUUUCUAUUCUCCUAAGUUUAUUAAAAAAUGUUAUUAUCAUAUUUGUCUCCUCUGCUAUUAGCUAAAGUGGCCUAGGAUUUAAUAUUGCCACGAAGAGAUAAAAUAUAAAAAAACAUAUGCUUAGAUAUGUUUGUAUUCGUAAUGUAAACGUAUAAUAUAUGCUUAGGAACAGGGUUAGCAAACUUUUGAUAAUUAAAAAUAAGUAAUUUAUGUUUAGUAUUAAUGUUGUGAUCGAAAAAUAAAAGCCUAUAAAACCUUUUUAAGUUUUA